AUCAACACCGCGAUGUCCAAUAUUUCGAGCCAUUAGCUGUCGCUCGUGAGUAUCAUGGUGCUCAGACCAGUCUUCUGAGGCAGCUGAUGCGGCAUCUCGACACGCGUUCAUCAACAGCUCACUUUGGCGCUUCAGCAUUGGAUGUUCCCUUCUAUCCAACAGCGACAGAGGAGCUGUGCACGAAUGUUUAUACAGCAUGAUGCACGGGCUGAGGGAGGACUCACUUUGAAUCUGAUCAUCGUUGCAAACAGCUCCUGCAACCUACAUUGAUACUGAGCAGGACAAUUCUACACUAUACACAACGUUCGCCAACACUAUGCCACUCGAACUAUGCACUGCGAGCACAGAAAAUCGUGCUAGGAGCCCUGUAUCGGACCCUCAUUCACACGAUGAAGUGAUUGACGUUCGCAUUCACCACCUUCCCGACAGUGACUUUAAGCAUGACUACCGGCGAGUGUGCGAAGCUUAUAUCUUCCACUUCCACUUCUCACACUGUGCUGAACUUCAGAAACCCGAAGACCAAACACACGACACUUGGACAACAUUCACAACAUCUGCACGACAGACUCACCUGCAAUUCGAACCCAAAAUCUACCCCUACAAUGGACCUCCCUACCAAGCAGCAGUACCUCUCGGACCUUACGCCUCUAGCCAAGAGUUCAUUCUGCUCGAUCUGUAAAGAGGAGCCGAUGCAAGAGCCGACACAAUUGGCGGAAUGUCGGCACACUUUCUGCCACGAUUGCAUUGUGGCUUGGGUGCAGACCGCUAAUACUUGCCCGACAUGUCGCAAAGAGCUAUAUGAGCCAGAGCCGGACGAAGCAGAUACUGAGGAUUUCACCGAUGAGAUUUUCGAUGAGCUUGCGGCAAUGGCAGGCAUUGCGCUUGACGGGGACGAAGCUGAAGCUGACUCGAACGAUGCUGGGGAAGCCCACUUUCCUAUCAUCAUCCUCGAAGGCUCUACCCUCUACAAUUAGCUCAUCGGCGAAGUCCAAUGGAACCGCGAAGCCAACGAGCUACAGGAACGCGCUGGAACUCGAGCCUUACCCUACCCGGUACCAGAAAUACCGGGCUGUUUCGAGCAGUUGUUGGAGCAUCAAGCACGUUAUACGUUCUCAUGGAAGGGUUCAUUUCUCGCAUAUAGUUUCGAUUACAUGACCACGACCCAAGACGUAGCUGACGAGUUACCUUUGGAUGCCGCGAUACACCCCUUGAACAU
This is a messenger RNA of Cercospora beticola, 1216 nucleotides long. Lineage: Eukaryota; Fungi; Ascomycota; Dothideomycetes; Mycosphaerellales; Mycosphaerellaceae. The record is from RefSeq and is a predicted model, not a curated record.